Messenger RNA from Rotaria sp. Silwood1, 888 nucleotides. NCBI's taxonomy places the organism in Eukaryota, Metazoa, Rotifera, Eurotatoria, Philodinida, Philodinidae. The record is from the annotation of a GenBank genome assembly.
AUGAAUCCGUUUUCAGUUCAUGCACAACGUAGCCCAAAUUGUAAAUUCGUUAAAUCUAUUAAAUCAUCGACUGAAGUCUUAUCCUUCACUUCGUCUCAUACAUCAACAGCUAUUAAUGUUGAUUUACCAACUACUGAUUCCAGUAAAGAAGAAGAUAUGCCUUCUAAACGUCAGAAAAUAGAAGCAACCAGCAGGAGUAUUGAGACACCUCCUUUUGUCGAAGUGGAAAUGGUGAAAAAAGUACGUCGUCAGACAUUCUCGCAUUGGCCACAUCGAACUUCACCAUCUCAAACACAAAUGAUCCAAGCUGGCUUUUUCAAUUGCAAUGUUGGCGAUCGGGUUAUCUGUAUCUAUUGUAACCUUAUUUGUCAACAAUGGACACCACAUACAGACGACCCAUGUGAAGUGCAUAAAACGCUUUCGCCUAAAUGUCCUUUUGUCGUCAAUAUGUUAAUACGCCGUGAAGCCACGCCUCCAUCAAUUAUCAAUCUGAGUUCCGUGACCAACGGAACAUCAGCAGUUGCUGGUGUUGUCGACGCAUUUCGCUCACAUGAAAUUGUGCUUGCCGCUGCUUGCAACUCAUAUUAUAUAGAAAUUCCAAAACGUCAUCAAUCAUUUGCUACAUGGCCCAACGAACCACUUCCAUCUGUUGAUGAUCUCGUUCGUGCCGGAUUCUUUUAUAACGGCACUGGAACGAUAGUUACGUGUUUCUACUGCAAUGGUUCGUUGCAGAAUUGGGGUGCGAACGAUAAUCCUAUAAUUGAGCAUGCUAGGUGGUUUCCGCAUUGUGGAUAUGCAAAGCAACUUUGCGGAGAUGAUCUAUAUCGAAAAAUUCAGGAGUCCAAACGAAGCGUACAAGGUUCGUUUUCUAAAAUUUUUGACUGCUAA